Messenger RNA from Pseudopodoces humilis (Tibetan ground-tit), 4413 nucleotides. RefSeq names its product ER degradation enhancing alpha-mannosidase like protein 1 (gene EDEM1). Gene Ontology annotation, biological process: carbohydrate metabolic process; mannose trimming involved in glycoprotein ERAD pathway; endoplasmic reticulum mannose trimming. Lineage: Eukaryota; Metazoa; Chordata; Aves; Passeriformes; Paridae. Gene Ontology annotation, molecular function: calcium ion binding; mannosyl-oligosaccharide 1,2-alpha-mannosidase activity. Gene Ontology annotation, cellular component: membrane. The record is from RefSeq and is a predicted model, not a curated record.
AUGCGAUGGCGGUCGGUGGUGCUGGGGCUGCUGCUGCUGCGGCUCGGGCUGCAGGCGCUGCUGACUCUGCUGCCCGCGCUCGCCCGAGGGCUCUGCCUGCACCCGCGCCUGCCCUGCCCCGGCCCGCGGCCGCCCGCGCUGCCCGGCCCUGCCGCGGGGCGCGGGGCCCGGCUGUGGGGCGCGGCGGCCGGCGGCGAUGAGUACGAGCGGCGCUACAGCGGCGCCUUCCCACCGCAGCUGCGGGCGCGGCUGCGGGACGCGGCCCGGGGCAUGUUCGUGUUCGGCUACGACAGCUACAUGGAGCACGCCUUCCCCCGCGACGAGCUCGACCCGCUGCACUGCCGCGGCCGCGGGCCCGACCGCCGCGAUCCCUCCAACCUGAACAUCAAUGAUGUGCUGGGGAACUACUCCCUGACACUGAUAGAUGCGCUGGACACGCUGGCGGUAAUGGGAAACUCCUCAGAAUUCCAGAAGGCGGUGAAGUUGGUGAUUGACACAGUUUCAUUUGAUAAAGACUCAACAGUCCAGGUUUUUGAGGCAACAAUCAGGGUUUUGGGAAGCCUGCUGUCUGCCCACAUCAUAAUCACAGACACCAAGCAGCCCUUUGGUGAUAUGACCAUUAAGGAUUAUGACAAUGAGCUGCUGCACUUGGCUCAUGACCUGGCAGUGAGGCUGCUCCCAGCCUUUGAGAACACCAAAACUGGCAUUCCCUAUCCUCGGGUGAACCUGAAGAAGGGGGUUCCUCCAGACAGCCACAACGAGACGUGCACAGCAGGAGCUGGAUCCUUGCUGGUGGAGUUUGGGAUCCUCAGCAGGCUGCUUGGUGAUUCCACGUUCGAAUGGGUGGCCAGGAGAGCUGUGAAGGCCCUGUGGAGCCUCAGGAGCAAUAACACUGGACUGCUGGGAAAUGUUGUGAAUAUCCAGACUGGCCACUGGGUUGGAAAGCAGAGUGGACUGGGAGCAGGGUCAGAUUCCUUCUAUGAGUACCUGCUGAAGUCCUACAUCCUCUUUGGGGAAAAGGAAGACCUGGAAAUGUUCAAUGCUGCUUAUCAGAACAUUCAGAACCACUUGAGGAGAGGUCGUGAGGCCUGCAACGAAGGAGAAGGGGAUCCUCCCCUGUACGUCAACGUGAACAUGUACACGGGCCAGCUGAUGAACACCUGGAUUGACUCCCUGCAGGCCUUCUUCCCUGGACUGCAGGUGUUGAUAGGAGAUGUGGAAGAUGCCAUUUGUCUCCAUGCCUUCUAUUAUGCCAUAUGGAAACGUUAUGGAGCUCUCCCAGAGAGGUACAACUGGCAGCUGCAGGCCCCAGAUGUUCCCUUUUACCCGCUGAGGCCGGAGCUGGUGGAGUCCACAUAUCUUCUUUAUCAGGCCACAAAGAACCCGUUUUACCUUCAUGUGGGAAUGGAUAUUCUGCAGAGUUUGGAAAAAUAUACAAAAGCAAAGUGUGGCUAUGCCACAUUGCACCACGUGGUGGAGAAGACGAAGGAGGAUCGAAUGGAGAGCUUUUUCCUCAGUGAAACCUGUAAAUAUUUGUACCUGUUGUUUGAUGAAGAGAAUCCAGUGCAUAAAUCUGGGAACAAGUUCAUGUUUACUACUGAGGGCCACAUCGUGUCUGUGGACGAGCGGUUCCGGAACUCUCUGUGGGAGGACAUCCUCCCUGGACAGGAGGACAGCGCCCACAAAACCAAACCCACCGAGCUCAAGGCAGCCAACUUCAGCUCCAACUGUAACAGAGUCCCUGAUGAGAGGAGGUACCUGCUGCCCCUGAAGAGCAACUACAUGAGACAGAUCGACAGAAUGGUGGGACUGAUCUGAGGGACCCUGCAGGGAAACUUCAGAGGAGCUUGGGAUUCCUCUGCAGACAUUCCUCCCCCUUCAGCUGCUCCCUGCACAGGCUGAGUCCCCCAGGUGUCCCCUGGGCCUGGGUCAGCCAUGGACACAAAGGAGACGGAGCUCAGUCCGAGCUGGGGUAACCUCCUGUGCCACCUGAACAGCUCUUGGUUCAAGACUUCCUAUGAAAAAUGUUGUUGCAAAUGAAGGCUGAAUAUAUUUUAGGAGAAAAAGAAGGCAAAUUGGCCUGUGCCACUUAGCUACCUCUUUGUAGCUGUGUUACAAAUGUCCCUCUAGAGCAGGGUCUGGUAUUUAAUUUGAAAUGACCUCGGGGCUUGGGGAAGGAGUGGGGAAGUGCAAUUUUUUACACCAAGUUAUUUGAAUUUUUCUGACUAGCAAUACACAACCUUAAGGUCUUCUCAGGUAGGAACCCACUGGGUUUGCUGAAACAGAACUGCUCUGUGUACUCUUGGAAAGAGAACUCCUGGUGGUGUUAGAGCUGUUGGUAGAGUCUGCCAUCCCUGACGCUCACAGCCGAUAGAACCUGCAGGGCUGUGAGAGCUCACAGCUGCAGAAACCAGUGAUCAAACCAAUCCAGGUGCCUUUUUGGAAGGGAGAGGGGGGAGGGAAGGGGGAAUUGCAAAGCCACUCAGGCAGAAGUUCCCAAAGUUUCCUUGUUUGCCACGUUGUAGUGCCUUUUCAGGAGAGAUGCUGCUAAGAGCUGGUGUCACAGUACAUGAAGAACAAACUAUUUCACAUUCCUGACAGGAUUCAUGUGUUAGUGCCUUAAGUUCUCUUCACUAGCAGGGAAAACUGAGCUUCCUUGGGAAGAUGGAAAAGUGUUUCUGAUGAGCUGGUUGCAAAAUACAGUGGAGCCCAAAGUCACUUCAAAAGAGAUAUUUGGUUUCUUUUUUAAGAUCCUGGAAGAGCAUCUGUGAACUUACAGGAAGAAAGCAGUUAAGGGUUUGAGGGAUGAGAACAAACUGAGGCCAAAACAACUAUUUUAAAUAUAACAAGUUGGGUUUUUUUCCAGUGUUUUCCGGUUGCUUAUAUACUUCUAAAUUUGACUACAGUUGAAGUAGUAGAAUGUUAUUUUUUGGGUUAAUUACUUUUAAAUUGAGGCAUAAAUACAAGGGCAACUUGAUCUGCUGUAUUUUCACCUUCUUACAACAACAUUGGUUUUCAUAAACCACGUGUUGCAAGUCAAAACAUUUCUAAUAAAUAUGAAGUUUGUGCUGGAGAGGUUAUUGUUGGAAUCUUUUAAUGUACAGAUGCAUCUCAGGGACUUUGUUAUAGAAACUUCCAUUCCAUGAUAGUUGAAUCUUGUAUUCAGGCAGAAAAAAAAAAAAUAUCAUCAAGUCUUAGUCUUAUUAUGUGUUUGAAGGGGUGAAGGGUUGGAAGGGGGAGAGGGAAAUAGGUUAAAAUUUCCCAAAAUAUUGCAAUAGAGUGGGUUGCCUUGGUGUUUGAGGCAGCUGGUGAUUCCAGCUUUGCCAAAGGUAUUGCUGGAGUGUCUCUUUGAAAGGAAAACAGGAAUUCAAGGUGGUUGGGAGAGGUUCAGGCUGUGCUUGCAGCCAGUACAGGGUGAGAAGGGCAGAGGAUGGGCAGAGGCAGGGGCAGAGAGGGCUGGGCUCAGCCAGUUCUGCAGUGGGAAGUGGUGGGGUGGGAGCCCAGCACAGCAUCCCACCCUGGCUGUGAAAACUCAGCAGGAUUCUGGGAUGGACAGGGGUAAGGGAUGGAUUGGACAGGAUUCUGGGAUGGACAGGGAUGGAUUGGACAGGAUUCUGGCGUAGACAGGAUUCCAGGAAGGACAGGACACCAGGACAGACACACCCUAAGUGCACUGGUGGCUUCUCCUGAUCCAGGUUUGUCCCUGAGCCCAGUGUAGCUCCCGGAAUGUGACACUGGCCACUCCCUGUGCUUGUGCCUUCUGAACUCCUGAGCCCAGGGCUGAAUCCCUUCCAGAGCUUUCCAGAGAGAAUUCCACCACCCUGAGGAAGUUGCACAACUGUUCUGCCAUUGUGUUUUCCUUGUGAUUGCCAGGAAUAGUGAAAGGUGGCUGAGAAUGGAGCAGCCCAGACAGGAAUUGCAGCCUUCCAGCCAAACAUGGUCAGCUUCCCUUGGGAAUUGCUUUGGAAUUUCUGUUGCCAGGUGAUGUGACAGUCAUCUUUCCACAGAAAUGCUCUUUAUCCUCACAGAGGCUGGUGGUAAAAGACUCUGUUCCUUCAGGAGUCAACUUUUCCUCCUCUUUGUUCUAAAACUGCUUGGAUAUGUUUUUACUCUGUAAGGACAGGGCACCUGUUAGGCACUAAAAUGAGAGUUUGUGUACAAGUGAAUGGCAUCAAAAUGGAACUGGUGACAGUGCUGGAAUCACUUGCUGAAACAGUCUCUUAUAUUUCUUGGUAUCAUGUGCAAUAUCAGGUUUUCUUAACUAAAAGUGCCAUGUAUGCUUAAUUGUUAUUUAUCCAUGAAGUGUUAAGUGAGGACAGGAAACUUGGAAGAGGACCAAAUGUGCUUUCAUGAAAUGUCCUGAAUUUUCAACACUUGGCUUGUGUUUUGCAAGUCUGCAUUAAAAAAACAGUG